Messenger RNA from Coregonus sp. 'balchen', 7112 nucleotides. Lineage: Eukaryota; Metazoa; Chordata; Actinopteri; Salmoniformes; Salmonidae. The record is from the annotation of a GenBank genome assembly.
AUGUUGGAGGCCCUGGGCAGGAAGGUGGUGGAGGUGUACAGGAGCUGUGCUGGGGACAGUGAGGCCAACCUGACCACGCUGCAGAUGCCGACCAACAUCGAGGGCCGCUGGAGAACGUGGAGCUGGUUCCCAGGGACCGCAUGCUCAUGGCCAAGAGGGUCAAGGAGAAGAAGAAGAAACUCAGGUGGGUCAACAGUACAUUCAGUUAGUGGUCCUCUGUAGCUCAGAUGAUAGAGCAUGGUGCUUGCAAUGCCUAAACUGUAGGUUCGAUUCCUGGGACCACCCAUACGUAAACUGUAUGCACGCAUGACUGUAACUCACUUUGGAUGAAAGUUUCUGCUAAAUGGCAUAUAUUAUAUUAUUAUUGUUUAGCUAAAAUAUCAGGGUACGUUUGCAUGUAUGUACUACAGUAACUGACCCACUAUACCGUAACUGUAUAAUCGACAUUGGUUGGCAUACAGUACAAUAGUUUUUCUAUUUUAAGAAUUAAGUCCUCAGAGUGGAGUUAGCUAUAGGACUGUGGAUCUUAGGGCUUUCCAUAUGUCUGUAUUUGCAGGCUAAGGGAGGAGAAGGGCCGUGUGCAGAAGAUGCAGCAAGAGGAACGCCUGCGUAAAGCCCUGGAGAGAGCUCAGGCUGACAUCAAGAGACCUGUGAGUGGAACACACAGCAAUACAUACACAAUACCAGGGGCGCAUUUUUACACAAUCCAAUAUGCCGUCUCCAUUUAGAACAAAAAGUAAGACAAAAUGCCCACAGUUAUCAAGCUAGGUAAGAGACCAUUAUUAAAUAUGUUUCAGUGAUUAAUGAGACUGAACUAGAUCAAAGGUAAUUCAAUAAUAAAUAUUGUGUUGCACCUUUAACCAAUAGCCUAACAAAUUAAAAACUCUUGAAAAAAUAUGAAGACUUUUGAUUGUCUUUAUUAAAACAUCCUCUAUAUCAGAUUCCAGGCAGACAGACCAGACAGCCCAAGCCGCCUGCACGCCCAACCCCCACCAGUCUAGUCAAUAACUCAACUCUCUCCCAACACAAUUUCCUUCCCAGUUCACACCUUCAAUUUUUUUUUAUUCCCAAGGGAAAGGUUUGGAAACAAAAUACAAAACAAAAACCCCCACAUACACCUCAAAUAUACAUGAACACACAGAAACAGCAAAUUCUCCAUACAAUUACUCUCAUAGUCUCAUAGACUAAUAGGACUGUAGAGCUCUUUUUACUUGCACACAAUAUACAGUUGAAGUCGGGAAUUUACAUACAGUGGGGAAAAAAAGUAUUUAGUCAGCCACCAAUUCUGCAAGUUCUCCCACUUAAAGAGAUGAGAGAGGCCUGUAAUUUAAAUCAUAGGUACACGUCAACUAUGACAGACAAAUUGAGAGAAAAAAAUCCAGAAAAUCACAUUGUAGGAUUUUUUAAUGAAUUUAUUUGCAAAUUACGGUGGAAAAUAAGUAUUUGGUCAAUAACAAAAGUUUCUCAAUACUUUGUUAUAUACCCUUUGUUGGCAAUGACACAGGUCAAACGUUUUCUGUAAGUCUUCACAAGGUUUUCACACACUGUUGCUGGUAUUUUGGCCCAUUCCUCCAUGCAGAUCUCCUCUAGAGCAGUGAUGUUUUGGGGCUGUCGCUGGGCAACACAGACUUUCAACUCCCUCCAAAGAUGUUCUAUGGGGUUGAGAUCUAGAGACUGGCUAGGCCACUCCAGGACCUUGAAAUGCUUCUUACGAAGCCACUCCUUCGUUGCCCGGGCGGUGUGUUUGGGAUCAUUGUCAUGCUGAAAGACCCAGCCACGUUUCAUCUUCAAUGCCCUAGCUGAUGGAUGGAGGUUUUCACUCAAAAUCUCACGAUACAUGGCCCCAUUCAUUCUUUCCUUUACACGGAUCAGUCGUCCUGGUCCCUUUGCAGAAAAACAGCCCCAAAGCAUGAUGUUUCCACCCCCAUGCUUCACAGUAGGUAUGGUGUUCUUUGGAUGCAACUCAGCAUUCUUUGUCCUCCAAACACGACGUGUUGAGUUUUUACCAAAAAGUUCUAUUUUGGUUUCAUCUGACCAUAUGACAUUCUCCCAAUCCUCUUCUGGAUCAUCCAAAUGCACUCUAGCAAACUUCAGACGGGCCUGGACAUGUGCUGGCUUAAGCAGGGGGACACGUCUGGCACUGCAGGAUUUGAGUCCCUGGCGGCGUAGUGUGUUACUGAUGGUAGGCUUUGUUACUUUGGUCCCAGCUCUCUGCAGGUCAUUCACUAGGUCCCCCCGUGUGGUUCUGGGAUUUUUGCUCACCGUUCUUGUGAUCAUUUUGACCCCACGGGGUGAGAUCUUGCGUGGAGCCCCAGAUCGAGGGAGAUUAUCAGUGGUCUUGUAUGUCUUCCAUUUCCUAAUAAUUGCUCCCACAGUUGAUUUCUUCAAACCAAGCUGCUUACCUAUUGCAGAUUCAGUCUUCCCAGCCUGGUGCAGGUCUACAAUGUUGUUUCUGGUGUCCUUUGACAGCUCUUUGGUCUUGGCCAUAGUGGAGUUUGGAGUGUGACUGUUUGAGGUUGUGGACAGGUGUCUUUUAUACUGAUAACAAGUUCAAACAGGUGCCAUUAAUACAGAUAACGAGUGGAGGACAGAGGAGCCUCUUAAAGAAGAAGUUACAGGUCUGUGAGAGCCAGAAAUCUUGCUUGUUUGUAGGUGACCAAAUACUUAUUUUCCACCAUAAUUUGCAAAUAAAUUCAUAAAAAAUCCUACAAUGUGAUUUUCUUGAUUUUUUUUCUCAAUUUGUCUGUCAUAGUUGACGUGAACCUAUGAUGAAAAUUACAGGCCUCUCUAAUCUUUUUAAGUGGUAGAACUUGCACAAUUGGUGGCUGACUAAAUACUUUUUUCCCUCACUGUACACCUUAGCCAAAUACAUUUAAACUAAGUUUUAAACAAUUACUGACAUUUAAUCCUAGUAAAAAUUAGGAUCACCACUUUAUUUUAAGAAUGUGAAAUGUCAGAAUAAUAGUAGAGAGAAUUAUUUAUUUAAGCUCUUAUUUCUUUCAUCACAUUCCCAGUGGGUUAGAAGUUUACAUACACUCAAUUAGUAUUUGGUAGCAUUGCCUUUAAAUUGUUUAACUUGGGUAAACGUUUCGGGUAGCCUUCCACAAGCUUCCCACAAUAAAUUGGGUGAAUUUUGGCCCAUUCCUCCUGACAGAGCUGGUGUAACUGAGUCAGGUUUGUAGGCCACCUUGCUCGCACACGCUUUUUCAGUUCUGCCCACAAAUGUUCUAUAGGAUUGAGGUCAGGGCUUUGUGAUGGCCACUCCAAUACCUUGACUUUGUUGUCCUUAAGAUAUUUUGCCACAACUUUGGAAGUGUGCUUGGGGUCAUUGUCCAUUUGGAAGGCCCAUUUGCGACCAAGCUUUAACCUCCUGACUGAUGUCUUGAGAUGUUGCUUCAAUAUAUCCACAUAAUUUUCCUUCCUCAUGAUGCCAUCUAUUUUGUGAAGUGCACCAGUCCCUCCUGCAGAAAAGCACCCCCACAGCAUGAUGCUGCCACCCCCGUGCUUCACGGUUGGGAUGGUGUUCUUCGGAAAUUGCUCCCAAGGUCUUGGCUGACCCCUAGAUUUAUUCUAGGGGUCCACCACCCUGUAGCGCCCUAACCCAACACAUCCCGCUCAGCUUUAGGAUCUUAGUGAAACAUUCAUUAUUGGUUUCGGGUGUUUUAGGCCAAGGUCAGAGUGACAACCCACAGGACGGCAGACCUCCAGGGCCAGGACUGAGCAGCCCAGCCACUAGGGAUUUCCUAAAUAGGUUUUCAAUACAGACUCCUUUAAUCGUACUGUAUUCCAUAUAAGGCAUCCAGACCUUAUGAAAGUUACCCAGCAUACCCUUAAUCUUGUAAUAAAUCUAACCUAGUGAUACAUAACUUGACAUUUUGGGAGGAUAAUCAACUUUCCAAUUAAUGGCAAUGCUUUUUUUAGCUGCUAUAAAUGCUUGGGUACACAGUUUCUUCAGAUAACAGUCUCCAGUAUCAACAUUUCCAAGCAAACAAAAACAGGGAGAAGGGAGAAACUGUAGACAUGCUGUGAUAAAAGAACAUACUCUUUGCCAGAAUUCAGCCAGCCUUCACAAGACCAUAACAUAUGCAAAUAUGUCCCCUUUUGUGUUUUACACCUCCAGCAGAGGAAUUACAUUUAUGAGUGCAUGUAAUUCAGUUUCACUGGCAUAUAGUAUGUUCUAUGGAUGGCCUUAAACUGCAGUAAUUUAUGUCUGAGAUGAUAUGAACAUGACUGGGCAUUCUAACAUAUCUGUAUCCAUUCAUCAUCAUCAGUAGUGUCUACCAGGUGUUCCUCACAUUUUUAUUUUACAUGUUUUGUGUCAUCGGGAAAAGCCUCUAUUAACCCUUGAUACAGUUUGGAAAUCAACUUUGGAGGUUUGUCAGACUGCCUUAAAAUAGCAUCUGGCUUGUCCAGUGUUUGUUGGACAGAGAGAAUAAAGUGUUGUAUCUGCAAAAAUUCACCUCACCUCUGUCACAGACUGGUCUUCCCUGGCUGCCUGACUCUGCGGAGACCCCUGUCACCAUCUGAUCCUCCUAAAUGAGGCAUGACAAAGAAUUAUCUUGGUGUACAUUUAUACAUUAUAUUAUCCAAGAAUAGAAUCAAUGAUUCAAUAAUUGAAAUGUCCGAUAUUCCCAGAUCCCAGACUGUAGCGUUAAGCUUAAGCUGCUGUCCUGUAGCUACUGUAGGUCUACCCAUCAAUUCAAGAUGGAACUUUGUAUCAUUCACUGAAAUUGUUAAUAUAGGCCUACUGCAAAAUUAACCUGAGCUCCAUAGACUGGUCUUCCCUGGCUGUCUGACCCUGCUGGGACCCCUGUCACUAUUUGAUCCUGCUAAGACAUGAUGAGCAUACUGUAAUGUUGUGUACUGACUGCACUAGAGGACUGCAUUCCUGCGGGAUGCCUGCGGGACCUGCAGAUUUUUCAUGCUGCGGCCGGGAGUGGGUGGUCAGACAGACUUCAUCUUUUUUUCAUUAUUCACACGCUCAGAAUUCGCUGCUUCAACUUCAGUAGCCUACCUCUCCUAGUUGGGCAUGAGAGUUCAAGUGCGCCUAUUAUGUGUGGUCUCAUUGAAAUAAAGUAGACUGCCUACAUUGGUGGAGAAGCAAGUGGCAGCUAACUUGAAUAUGAAAUUAACUUAAAUAUGAUUCAACUGUAGUUUAAUACAGUGUCUGUAAAUAAAUAUUGAUAAUGAAAAGAAGUGGAGGGCGCUCAACCAACGUGAGUCGAAGUGCAAUAAUUUUUUUUUAUUAUGAUUGAAAAGGAAAAGGCACAACGCGCACAUAGGUUAGGCUGCUAUGGUGAGCGAGCGUUGCGCCUUUUCAUUUUCAAUAAAUAUUGAUUUCCCAUUUAUUUGUCUCUGCCUGCAAAUCAUCCUCCUAAAAGGUAGGCUAUAUCCUAUAGGACUUUGCAAAACGUAGCAAGUGUCGCUGUCAUCAUUCUUGCUGCUUCCAGUUCAGUAGCCAUACAUGCGAGAUCAGGUGCUCAUGUGGUCUCAAUUAAACACAGUAGGCUAUAGCCUAUGCAUGGGUGGAGAAGCACGGGCAGAUAUUAUUCCAUGGACAUGUUCUUCCUAAAUAGGCCUAUGAUUAGGCUAUAGUUUACUACAUUGCCUAGAAAUAGGACUAAAUAUUGAUCACUCCAUCUGAAAAUCUUCCCACUCUUAAAAAGUAGGCUAUAAAAAUAGCUCAAGAGAAAAUGCAAGUCUCUCCAACUCUGCUCUCUUCAAACUACCUAUAUAGCCCAGUAAUACAAUAUAAGGGCCAUGUGAGAAUCUCUGGUAACUUAAGUUAUUUUUGUGCAUUUGAUAUUGACUAUAGGGCGCAAAAUUGCUGGGACCAUGGCUGGCAAGUGAGCUGCGUCACAUACGCAUAAAAUAACAUUGCGGGACUGCGGUUGGGUUUGGGACCAGUUCUUGCGGUAGCGGGUGGGAGUUGGUAAGAAAGCCAGCAGGUGCAGGGCAGGAGCAGGAUGAAUCAGUCCCAUGCAGACCUCUACUGUGCACCAUGACAGUGAAGCCUGUAACGUUAGAGCUGUUUAUUACAGUGUCAGUGUGAAAAGUAGAGAAUUAGCUAGAUCAAUAACGUGACAUUGCCAAAAAAAAUCAGAAUGUCAAUCUUCAAUUGUUUGGUCAAUGGUUUCAUAAUUUGAUUCAGGUCUAGUGUGAUUGAGGCAAAAAUAAUAGCUAAGGUUAGCCAACUUUUGGGCAGCUCUCGCUCUAACGGUACAUCAACUGGCAAAAGUUAAUUUACUUCUGAAAUGGGACAAAACAAAGGCUACAAAACAUUUCCGUACAAAAAAAAGCUGUUAGAUAGUAAUUUUAGCCACCUCAUAUUGCUCUCUGACAGAUAGCUAGAGACUGGAACUGACCUGGCUGUGGUAGCUGCUAGCUAGCAUAGCUUAUUCAUUCACCUCAGUGAUAGCUAACGUUACAUGUAAAUUACAAUACUAGCUCAGCACUGCGAAUAAACACUAGUUUAUUUAUUUUUUGUUAAGUUAAACAGCAGUUACCUUGCCAGAUACAUCAGUCAACUAAAGAGUAGCCAGUUUCUGCUCUGCUUGCUUUUACAACUCGGUGAAAGAGCGCAACAUAUACAAACUGAACUAUGCUCAACUCUCCCGUGCUGUUCCAGCCAGCCUUCCAGAAGCUUUGCCUUCACACAGCCUGUCAGCCCACUCUGUGGUGACUGCGGUUCUAAAUCCAGCUGGCUGAACACUCCAAACAGCCUGUCCGACCGCUCUGAGGUCCUAAAGCACACCGUUGCCGCUUUUUGUAUCACAUUGCAAUGAUAAAACUGGAGGGGACAAAAAUGCAAAUUCAGAAUGUAGGGAGGACAUGACCCCCGAAAGUCCCCAGUGAAAGUUGCACCCAUGCACAGCACACUCACAGACAAUACACAAAAUGUUGGACACAGAGCUUACAAAGCGUCAUACAUGACAAGCCUUACCGGAUAUAGGUGUAUAGCUAUAUCGACACAGACACUAAUGUGAAUUUUGUGAUUUCAGACUAGGAAGAAGCUGAUGCCUGGCUCACUACCUCCGGGGAAAGAGCAGCUGGUUAACGAUGAUGGAGACACUGACAUGGAGAUCGAGAAACAGCUCUACUUCUUCACCUAG